Durio zibethinus is the source of this 800-nucleotide messenger RNA. RefSeq names its product GDP-mannose transporter GONST2-like. NCBI's taxonomy places the organism in Eukaryota, Viridiplantae, Streptophyta, Magnoliopsida, Malvales, Malvaceae. The record is from RefSeq and is a predicted model, not a curated record.
AUUGGCAAAUUGUCAUGUGAACUUUUGGAAAUAGCGAUUUGGAGCUGAAACGGUUGGCUGAUUAUUCCAAAUCUUAUGUUUCUUUUCAUUUUUUUUUUCCUCACAUGCAGGUCGGUGAUAUGUCAAAUAUCAAGUUAGAUCAGGUUGUUUGCCAUGAUUCUAAGGAAUCUGAAUUAGCUCUUGGAAUGGGAAAGUGACAUUGGAUGAAAAGGUUAGUAGAGUACACGAGAUCCUAAAUAGUAUACAUAAGCAAGGGCAGAGAUCAAUUAGCAGCAGCACGGCAAAUGCUCAGCCUGGAAUAUUCACUGAUAGCUUACUCUACGGAGUGUCAUGGACAAAGCUAAACGGACAACAAAAUCAGGAAAUCUUAAUGAAGUGUCCAUGGUUUUGCUUAAUAAUUUGUUGUCUCUACCCUUCGCCAUCUUCUUGAUUUUCAUUUUGAAUGAAUGGGAAUAUGUAAUAAAUGUUGGUGUGAUUAAAUUGCCAAUGUUUUGGGUUGUUGCAACAGCUAGUGGAUUUCUUGGACUUGCCAUUAGCUUCACCUCCAUGUGGUUUUUGCAUCAAACUGGACCAACCACUUACAGGUGUUUGAUUUUGUGUAUGAUUAACCUCAAAAAUGUCGGACAAAUCCUCGUUAAAAAAUUUAUGCUUCUUAGGUUUUAUUUCAAAGAGACUAUCUCUUGGAUUUCAAGGAAAGGUAACAAGAGGUCAAAAUGAAGUUAAAAUGUAAGGUUCUACUUAUGUUCUUUAUCUUAAGUCUAUUUUUUGUGAACAUCUUUCCACGUUGUUAAUAAAGCAAG